CACAAAUUAGUGCACACAAAUCUUGUUCCUAAUCAUCCUCAGCUCAUCCACCACCCUCUCCCUAUAUAACCCUCGUCAACAGUUUUAUUUCCUCCAAAACCCUUCAUUCUUUCUUCCGCCCCUCCCCUAUUAUCUUCCCUACUACCUAUUCUCAAACUCUGAAACUCCAUCUCAAAAACCCAAAAUCACCCUUUCUGUCUUAACAACUAAUUUUUUUUUUUUUUUUUUUUUGAAGACUUCUGUCUUAACAACUCAUGUUUCCAAAUUUUGACAUAAAACCUGCCUCUUUUUUUUUUUUUUGUUCCUUUUUUCUUUCCCUUUUUAUUUUUAUUUUCUUGAUUUGGGAAGUGUAAAACUGAUAAGAGUUUAAUGCCUUUUUUUUCAUUGGGAUCAGCAUCAACAACAGUAGCUGUAGCAGAAACCAGGUUUUACAGUUUUGGCUUUUUUAUACACCAAUUUUCCUCACUUUUUUAUUUUCCCUAAUUUCUUAAUUUUUCCUAGCUACUUCAACAAAACCUGAUUUUCUAGAGGGUGAAAAAAGAAAAAUUGAAAAAUACCCAAAAUCCUUUAAUCUGGAUUUUCAGGGAUUUAGAGACCAAAUAUCUAACAACCAACAAAAGCAAGAAGAAAUUAGUCAUGUAAUUCAACAACAAAACAAUUUGCAAAACACACCCUACACUACUACAAAGCAAAGGGGCAAAAUGGGGCUAAAGAGUACAACAGGAGGUGAGAUUGUUCAAGUUCAAGGAGGUCAUAUCAUCCGGGCUACUGGUCGCAAAGAUCGACACAGCAAGGUGUUCACUGCCAAGGGUCCUAGAGACCGUAGAGUCCGUCUUUCCGCUCACACCGCCAUCCAAUUCUAUGAUGUACAAGAUAGGCUUGGCUAUGACAGACCUAGCAAGGCGGUCGACUGGCUCAUCAAGAAGGCGAAGGCAUCCAUUGAUAAGCUUGACGAGUUACCACCUUGGGAUCCAACAGCUGGUCCUUCCAACGGUGUUGAUGUGAAUGUAGGGUCUACGGAUUUUACUGUGGGUGAUAAUUCUGGAUCGUCGUCAUUUUAUGCUCCACAAUGUGUUGAUACACAAUCUUUAGGAGAUAGUAUGAAGUCUUUUUUCCCUACUAAUAAUACAUCUGGUGAGAAUUCAAUUAGUUUUCAGAAUUAUCAGCAUGAGUUCAUUGCAAGAGGUGGAAGCCAAAACAACGAAGAUCUUUGUCUGUCUCUCCACACACUUCAGGAUCCGGAAGGUGUUCGUAAUGGCCAACAUCAGCAGACACAUUCGAAUCACAACUCGGGUCUCUUCCAAGGGUCAGGUUCGUCUAUGGGAUUUGAUGUUGGGACAGGUGGAUGGCCAGAAUCACAACAGCAACAACAAGAUUUAGGCCGGUUCGCUAGGAUGUUCGGUUGGCCUAGUGGUGGUAGUGCUGGUGGAGAAGGGAGGGGAGGAAUGUUAUUCAAUCCUUCACCAUUGCAGCAAGGCCCAAUGACGACUUCAACCUAUUCUCAGCGGGGUCCCCUUCAGUCCAGUUUCUCUUCACUAGUACGAGUUUUCGAGGAUAAUAACCACCAACACACCCACCACCACCACCACCACCCUCAAGAUAUGUCGAGCAUCGGACAUGGAUCCGACGGAUUCAUGGGUUUUUACAUCCCAUCACAACUUCAUGGUGAAUUACAUGGUGGUACAAAUUCUAUGUCUAAUAAUAGAGCAUCCUCAUCAUCUUUGUCCCCUGAUUCAAGCCAACAUUAGUUUGAUGACGACAUCGAAUGCCGCCAAAGGAGCUAGAGACAUUCCAUAAACAGCUCAAGUGCCGUGGCUUAGGAAGAGAAUAUCCAUUUCUGAUGCAACAAUCAUGCAAAAAAUCGGCCACUUUUUAUCAAAUUCGAUUCUCCUAAUACAUUGUUCAAUUUCGUGCUCUUUCAUUUUUGCGUGAGUAUAUUUUCUUGCUCAAACUUUCCUUUCAAUGUUUCGUAAUUUCAACUAUUAGUAGCAAAUUUUAACUGUUACAUUGACGGGUUAUAGGAGUAAUUUUUGGGAUUAACAAUUUGCUAGUUUGAAAUAAAUUAACUAGGUACCUUUGCUGUAAUUCGGAUUAUAAUUAGUAUAACCUUAAUCAUGAUUAACA
Chenopodium quinoa (quinoa) is the source of this 2124-nucleotide messenger RNA. RefSeq names its product transcription factor TCP4-like. Gene Ontology annotation, molecular function: DNA-binding transcription factor activity; sequence-specific DNA binding. The record is from RefSeq and is a predicted model, not a curated record. Gene Ontology annotation, cellular component: nucleus. Bases 702 to 1748 code for a protein of 348 amino acids. The transcript has 2 exons. NCBI's taxonomy places the organism in Eukaryota, Viridiplantae, Streptophyta, Magnoliopsida, Caryophyllales, Amaranthaceae.